CCGAAAAAGAGUCCACAUUGUAUUAUAGGAGAGUGUACAUUUUAUUAAAAUAGUAUUUAUGAUAACUGUCUGUUCAGUAAUGGAAAAUUAUAUCUGCAGCUUCUGCUUUGGGAGAGGGAGAUAAUUAUAUACCAGAUUAGUUGAAAAUCUAUGGUAACCUUUUCUAUAGGCAAACCUGUAACGCCCAGUAAUGGGUAUACCACAAAUCUUUGGUUGUACAGUAUCACCACAGAUAGAACAAUGAUAACAUCUUUGUUAUUAUAUUAUCUGGUGUAUAAUUUGUAGCUCGGUUUCUCGAUGCUCUCAAAAAUAAGAGGUUGAUGUAAAUCAGACUUCGUCCAGCUGACGGCGAUAAACAAUUCACUGAUUCCAUAAAAUUCUUGAAAAAGGCACGAGCAGUCGAUGGUCGAGUACAUACCCGCCAAAUUCGAAUAUGGAUUUUAGUAAAUGUAGCUAACACACUAUCGCGGAGUUUUGCCAUCAGUUAUUGUGAAUGGUUUGCUAGUAGCAAAGCUACUUGUCUGAAAAGAUUCAACAUGAAUACGAAGGGAAAGGAAUCUGUCGAUUGCUCAAUGCAGCAUCAACAAAUAACCCACAGUGGUGAUAGUGACUCGAUCAAAGUGUUUGUGCGGGUGAGACCUCUGACCCAGGGGACUGGCCUGACCACUGAUGGAGACCAAGGCCUCUGUCUCACAGUCACCUCUCCCAACACCAUUCGCCUGCACUCCAAGCCGGAGCCACGGACAUUCACCUAUGACCAUGUUGCUGACAUGGACAUCACUCAGGAUUCUGUAUUCUCCAGUGUGGCCAAGAACAUUGUUGAGUCAUGUAUUAAUGGAUACAAUGGCACCAUUUUUGCCUACGGACAAACUGGCUCUGGAAAAACAUUCACGAUGCUUGGUCCGUCUGAUUUCGACAACUUUACUGAUGACCAACGGGGGGUUAUCCCUCGAAGUUUUGAGUACCUGUUUUUCCUUAUCAACAGGGAGGUAGAAAGGUCUGAGAAUGCCAAAAGCUUCCUGUGCAAAUGCUCCUUCAUUGAGAUCUACAACGAGCAGAUCUAUGACCUGCUGGACAGCGCCUCAGCCAGCCUGUUCCUCAGAGAGAACAUCAAGAAGGGGGUGUUUGUGGAAGGGGCUGUAGAGAAGUUUGUCACUUCAGCUGCUGAAGCUUACCAGGUGCUGUCGAUGGGCUGGCGUAAUCGGCGCGUGGCCUCUACCUCCAUGAACAGAGAGUCCUCACGGUCCCAUGCAGUCUUCACCAUGACUCUGGAGUCCAAGGAGACUGCUAAGGAGGUGGUGAACAUUCGCACAUCCCAGCUGAACUUGGUGGACCUGGCAGGGUCGGAGAGGCAGAGAGACACACACACAGAGGGUUCCAGACUCAAGGAGGCAAGCAGCAUCAACCGCUCCCUCGUGAUCAUGACACUGGUGGAUGAGUCCAAUGGGAAGAGCCGGCAUAUCUGCUACAGGGACUCCAAACUCCCCUUCUUGCUUUGGGCCCUGAUCAACGAAGACAUGCAUGGGAACGUGAGGCAGCUACAGGCUGAGGCGGGAGUGGGAGCAGCCCCUGGGGCAGCAGCGGUCCCUGCAGGAUGCCUUUGACCAGAUCCAGGCCGAGGCCAAGUUUGAGGCAGACCAGUCCAGGCAGCAGCUAGAGGACAAUCAGCAGGACAUCAUAGCUCAGCAGGCCCAAAUCACUGUCAGUCAGCUCCUUUUUAAACCAACCAAGCCCGCUUCUCUGUUAAGGACAUUCAGAGCCUACCUGUCUCAUUUGUAUGAAAUUACAGUUUAACCCCUAUGGAGGAUUGAGUGUGAUUAGUUUUUAUUGAUGAAUAUGUUGGUUGAAUUGUAGGAAUUGACAAAAGCUUUUCAGUCUGAAAGAACACACAAACCAAUAUGACCGCCCAGUUGAGAGAGGCUAGAGAGAGCACUUUAGAGUGAGUGGGUAUAAAGGCGUAUUUUCUAUUUGUGCAUGAUGAGACCUUUUUGAAGUGUAUUUUAAAUGUUUUGUUGACAUGUUUGAUUUGUUUCUCCCCAGAGAGCUUGUUCAGAAUAUGGAGCAGAAUGUAGUGCUAAAGAAGCAAGUGUCUGAAUGGACUACACAAAACCAAAAACAGACCUGUCAUUCAUUCAUUGUUAUUGUGUACAUGGUGGUUAAUGUAGUGUUUUAUUUAUAUUUCUUAGAAAUUGUUAUCACUAGUAUGUGUUUUUAGUUUUGUCAAAUACAGUUAAACUAUUUGACAUAAUUGGAUCUUAAUCUCCAAUCAACUGUAAUUGGCCCGGUCUUCGUUUGUAUUUUUACUUUGAAAGACUUCCAAUAUGGCAAGCCUUGAACCAAAUCUGACAACUGCCAAUGGGACCAUAUCCAGCCUUGAGAAAAAGUUUGAACAAGAAAAACUGAUCAACCAGGCCAUGGACCUCUGCAGUAAGCUGGGCCUGGUAGGAUCAGGGCCUUGCCAUGCUGUCUGCAGGUGUCAAGGACCUUACGGAUAUGUACAAUGCUCCUUGCACCGAGAUAGAGGAGCUCAAGGAACACAACUCCAGGAUGCAAGCAGAGCUCCAGGACCAGAGAGAAGCAGCAGAAAGGAAGGUAGCUUCUAAUCAGAGAGGUGGUGGUGUUACAGGAGGAGUUGGUCUAUGCCACUGAGGAGGUGGAGCGACUCACCAAGGUGUUAGAUGAGCAGGCAGGUCUUCUCCAAGCUUCACAAGAUCAGACUGCCCAGAAGGAGGCUACCACUCUCCAGGGGAAGUUCAAACAUCAGCAAGAGGCGGUUGAGAGGACUGUCAGAGGGAACUCUGUCUGAUCAAGAGAGGGUUUAAUCACUUAUCUGGUUGAUUUAUCUGUCGGACACCUCACACCCCCUGAAGCUUCAACCCUGACCUGAGUCUGGUGGUGGAGAGCCAGGAGAAGGAGCUGGAGAGCUGACGCUGCUCCAUGAUGACUAUGGAGGUGCCCCCCACUGAGCUUAACUAUGAAAGGACCGCCAAGAACGAAGAGAUCCAGAAGCUCAAGGGUCAGCUGAAUGAGAAGGAAAUGGUGCGAAUGGAGAUUCAAGCUGUUCUUGACGAGUUCUACGCCAAGCAGAACCAACUGGCUCAGAAUGGGAACACAAAUGGGGAUGUUUUAAAUGAGGCCAUUCAUCAGAAUGUCUUGAGAGAGCUGCAGGAGGAGAGGAGUGCAAUGAGAAUAGUCAUACAGAGGCUCACUGAGGCUCAUGAAAGACUGACGAGUCAGGGAUCCCUGUUGGCCCAGCCUCAGACCAGUGUCCAGGAGCUGAGGAACCACUGCCUAGAGGUGAGCCGAAAGGAGCGAGACCAGGAGUGACUGC
This is a messenger RNA of Salvelinus sp. IW2-2015, 3331 nucleotides long. The record is from RefSeq and is a predicted model, not a curated record. Lineage: Eukaryota; Metazoa; Chordata; Actinopteri; Salmoniformes; Salmonidae.